This is a messenger RNA of Aspergillus chevalieri, 306 nucleotides long. RefSeq lists its product as uncharacterized. Lineage: Eukaryota; Fungi; Ascomycota; Eurotiomycetes; Eurotiales; Aspergillaceae. The coding region runs from base 1 to 306 and encodes 101 amino acids. The record is from RefSeq and is a predicted model, not a curated record. The transcript has 2 exons.
AUGGCCACCAACCACUCACAGUGGGAGUAUCCAACCGGUGACUCGGAAUAUGCAUCACGAGAAGUGCCACCGCCCGGACCGCCAUCAGGGUAUGAAGGUUAUGAAGACCCACAUGGGAAAGAGAAGAGCGACAAGAAGAAGAUGUUAGCAAUGGGGGCGGCUGGAUUGGCUGUUGGUGGUGUUGUGGGUGCUGUUGCGGCGCAUGAGUUGGGUGAGGACGACGAGGGGGCUCCUCCAGAAGAGGAUGGUUCAUCCAGCUCCGACGAGAAGGAUGAAGAGUACGCUGAAGAACACUACUCGGAUUAA